This is a messenger RNA of Dibothriocephalus latus, 1575 nucleotides long. Lineage: Eukaryota; Metazoa; Platyhelminthes; Cestoda; Diphyllobothriidea; Diphyllobothriidae. The record is from the annotation of a GenBank genome assembly.
AUGGCAACUUAUUCUCUCACGACCAAGUUGGUUGCAUCUUCAAAAUAUAUCCUCUCGAAAGUUCAAAGAUGCGUCUCAUACGGCGUUAGCUUUUCUCAUUUGGAUACCUUCUCCCCCGAAUAUCGAAUUUCCCUCUCUGGAGCACACAAUGUACUGAUCAUCCAGCCAGUUAUUCGUCAUGCCCCUCUGCGUCGUGAACUGGACCUAAACUCUAGUCUGAGUCGCCUCACACCGGGCGGAGCCCUUGUUAGCCAGUUGACAAAGGGCCCGGAUGAAAAAGAAGCUGCAUCCCUGAUCGACUCAGUCGGUGGAUGGAGCGUUGGAAAAGUGGUUUCUGUUAACUUGCGCUCUCAUGGUCCAGGAAGGGGUCAGUUUUUCACGAAAGGCGUCUGGCAGAGUCUUACUCAGACGGUGAGAAAACAUCUUCAACAGACGGGAGAAGGCGACGAUGAUUAUAACUCUGAAUUGCCAAUAACGGCUGUGUUUGUGAACUGGAAGCGUCUGCACGCGGAGCAUCUGAUUGAAAUGCAGCGUGCCUGGAGUUGUCCAGUUUUUGACAGGUACACCCUCGUCAUUCUACUCUUCCUCCAGCGUUCUCGAACUCGUGAAGCAAAGGCGCAGGCCCAGUUAGCAGAACUCAGUCUUGUUCGUAGUCGUCUGAUGGCUAUCACAGCCUGUGAUCCUCAACAGGCUCGCAAUCAAGAACGGCGACUUCAGACCAUACUCAAGGAGGAGGCUGACCGCCGACAAACGAAUAGAACAAAUCGCCGUGAAAGAACCCAAAACCAAUGGCCGGUUGUGGCCGUCGUCGGCUCCGGCAUUGGUGUGCCGGGCCUUCGCCUCCUCCUCGUCGACACAAUCGGUUUCAUGGCUGACUUGCCGCGGGACUUGAUUGCUGCCUUCAGGGCCACUCUCAUGGAGUGUCUGGAUGCAGACUUCAUUCUUCACGUGAUUGACGUGAGCCAGCCGGGCUGGCAGGUCUUCUCCAGUUAUAUCGACCAAGUCCUCCGUGAUGCAGGUGUGCAUUCAGCCACCACCGCUGACCAACCGCCGCGACCCGUCUCUCAGGGCGACGAAACGGCGGGACCCCAGCCCUGGCAACCCGUUCUAUUACGGCAUGUUAUAGUAGUUUAUAAUGAAGAAUAUCCGUUAGGUGGCAUCAACCUCACUCUCUCUCUCUUCCCUCUUCCGGUGCUUGUCUAUGCUCUCCUAUCUGUUCAUCAGAAGUCUCCUGUUUCCGAAAUCAUUAACCUGGGUGCCGAUUCGCCCGAAUUUCCUCUCCUGCCUCCGGUGAAACUAGACGCCCAAAUAUCUUGCACCACGGGCUCCGGUCUGGAUCACCUCUGUCACCUCAUCCAGUCCAACUUGAUUUCUACCUUCGGUUGGAGGCGGAAACGCAUCCGUAUGCGACAGGGGAGCCAGACCCUUGAUUGGCUAUACGAAAAUUCCAUGGUGAUGAGUGUAGAAGCGGUUGCCGGGGACCCCGAGAAACUGGAAUGUGAAGUCCUCUUCAAUCGCAUUUCUUGGCGUCUCUUUCAGUCAAAAUUUACCUCGCGCCCAUCCCCAACUGUCUGA